UAGUAGUCACUUUGCAUGACUGCAAUCGUGAAUCACGGAUCACGAUCCUCCCUCGGCUGUGCGAUUGGUCGCACCUGAAAGCGCGCUUGAUGCCUUGAUUGGGGUCCUUCCAUCGACGACGAUCAGGUCUGCUUCCGCGCUCGCUUUCACUCUCAUCUCAUCCCUCUUUUGUGCUUUCUGCGUGUGCUGCAGCAGGUCUCAUACUUUCGUCUACGCAGUCCUGCAUUCGAGCCCUCAUCUCGGCUCGGUCCUCGACACCUCAACUUUUACGCUUAGACUCUUCAUCGCAGUGCAUGGACGGCAUCGUGCAGGAUGUCUAGUAGCAACGCAGGUCUCAGGUCGCCACAAGAUGGCGCACUGUGCGGGCCGACAGAUCUCGAGGCGAUCAUCGUGGGCGGUGGCGUGAGCGGCAUUGCAUCGGCUGUGCGUUUUCAGUUGGAUCUGCAACUCAAUCGGUACCUCAUCUUUGAGCAGAGCGAUGAUCUCGGCGGUACUUGGCAUCUCAACACGUACCCCGGCGCAGGCUGCGAUAUUCCCACUCGGCUCUACUCUUUCUCAUUUGCGCAGAGGGACAAUUGGGAUAUUUUCUUCUCAUUGCAACCCGAGAUCAAAGACUACCUCCAAGAUGUCACAAAUCGCUACAGGCUCCUGUCCAGGACUAAGCUGCGCACCACCGUCCUGAGCGCUCAGUGGAUACCCGAGCGGUCGCACUGGGCUGUUCGAGCGCGCGACUCUCAAGGUCAAGAGACAGUGUACACGGCGCGAGCCAUCGUCUCGUGCAUCGGAUUGCUCUCCAUUCCGAGGGAGUGCGAUGUGCACGGUUGGAAGACAUUUGGUGGAGAGCUGUUUCACAGUGCGCAGUGGAGGAACGACGUUCAGCUGAAGGGCAAGAAGGUUGUGAUUCUGGGAAACGGCUGCUCGGCUACCCAGAUCGUUCCCACCAUUGCGCCAGAGGUGGAGAAGGUGACGCAGAUCGUGCGCGCCAAGCACUGGAUCGCACCACAGUACAUCCACCCCACAGGCGCGCCCAUCUUCAAAUGGAUACAGAGGAAUUUGGCGGGCUUUGCAGCUUUAGAGAGGUGGGUGAUUGCUCUGGUCAUCGAGACGCACUUCUUGCAAGCCUUCAAGCACGAUGGGGUAGCGGCCCGAGAACGGUUUGCAAACGUGUGUCGCAAGUAUGUGAAGGAGUGCGCACCUCCAGAGUAUCAUCACCUAUUGCUUCCCGAUCCAGAGAAGGUCCCUGUGGCUUGCAAGAGGCGCAUCUUCGACAACGGGUACAUUCCUUCGCUGGGCCGGAGUAAUGUGGAGCUCACCAACGACCAAGCCAAGGAGAUUGUAUCAGACGGCGUCAUUUUGCAAUCCGGCAGAAAGUUGGAGGCGGACGUCAUUGUGCUCGCCAACGGUUUCCGUACCGAUGGCGUCCAGUCGUUCGAUGUGAUCAAUGGCAACGGCGUCACCCUCUCCCAGUACUGGAAGGAACAUGGAGGAGUGCCGUCAGCGUACCGUGGGGUCAUGGUUGCAAACUUCCCAUCCUUUUUCCUCAUUUGGGGACCCAACACCAACACUGGGCAUUUCAGCGCUAUUUGGGCCAUCGAGCGUGCAGUAGAGUUGAUGACUUCGGUCUUGCGACCAGUGUUUGAAGCUCCAUCUGAGACGCGCGAUGCAAAGGCCACGAAUGGGCCUUUGCAACGCAGCUUUGGACGCAGCGUCGAGGUCAAGAGAUCGGCAGAGGAGCUGGAGCAGACCUUCGUGCAGAGGUCCAUGGAUGAUCUCAUCUUUACGGCCGGCUGCGGCGCAUGGUAUCAAGAUCCCGAGACUGGCAAGGUGGUCAAUGCAGCUCCCUCCUUUCAGAUGACCUACGCCAGGAGGUGCGCUUUCCCGUCAUUCUCAGACUACCGAUACAAGGGCAUCAGCUCAGACCGAGCUUGGCGCGCCUGGCAUGUGCAUCAGCGAAUAGGCAGCCUGCUCAGACUAGGAGCAACGCCGGAUAAGCGCACCAACGAGGAGGCCAGACGCGGCCUACUAGCUAGGCUUUGGAGACUAGUGCUCCUUCCGCCUCGCGCCAUCGCUGCAUUUAUCGCAAUCUGGCUAUUGCGCGGGACUAGCAGGCUAACGGAUGCGCUUUUGAGAUGGAACUACCCACCCAAGUAUCGCGGGCCUGGUCCAAGGAUCGCAAUAAACUGA
This is a messenger RNA of Ceraceosorus guamensis, 2184 nucleotides long. RefSeq names its product FAD/NAD(P)-binding domain-containing protein. The transcript has 4 exons. Gene Ontology annotation, molecular function: N,N-dimethylaniline monooxygenase activity; NADP binding; flavin adenine dinucleotide binding. NCBI's taxonomy places the organism in Eukaryota, Fungi, Basidiomycota, Exobasidiomycetes, Ceraceosorales, Ceraceosoraceae. The record is from RefSeq and is a predicted model, not a curated record. The coding region runs from base 313 to 2184 and encodes 623 amino acids.